AGUUGAAUUUGUACGGAGGAAACGACGUCCUUUACGAUGGGAGGUUCUUCUUCAUAUACGACGUCGUUCAAGUGCGGCGUCAUUCCAGAGAUCCCCUCAUUCGACAAACGUCCACGAUUACGGAAUGGAAGCUUCGCGGAGCGAUGGGCCCAACCCGAGCCAGAACCAGUCGUCGUCUUCACCGAUAAUGUCGUUGGGGCCGGUGUGGCCGACGAUCGACGGUCCCUUGGGUUUGACGGAGGAAGCGUCAGUGGAUUACGCUCGUCGUUUCUAUAGAUUCGGCUUCGCUCUCUUGCCUUGGCUCUGGGCCGUCAAUUGCUUCUAUUUCUGGCCUGUUCUCCGUCACUCGCGAUCUUUCCCUCGCAUCCGCCAUUAUGUUGUCGGGUCAGCUAUCGGAUUCACAGUCUUUUCGGCUCUUCUUUCUGCAUGGGCUUUGACGUUUGCCAUUGGUGGAGAACAACUCUUUGGCCCCGUUUGGGAUAAGCUGGUUAUGUACAAUGUCGCUGACCGGCUAGGCCUCUCUGGCUUGGCUUAGCAUUGUUCACUGAUCUUCUCUCCUGUUCAUCUUUACCGUAGAAGAAACAGGAAAUCUUACUAUGUUUCCCUCCCUCCAGAUUAAUCUCUGUCUUUGCUACUAAGGUUGUUAAUGAAGUUGUCGACCCUGUUGUGUAGUCUCUUACUUUCAAUUGUCUUAGCAAAAGCCUCGGUAGUUUCAUUCUGUU
Messenger RNA from Tarenaya hassleriana, 722 nucleotides. Its product is annotated as probable gamma-secretase subunit PEN-2. The transcript has 2 exons. Gene Ontology annotation, cellular component: gamma-secretase complex. Bases 125 to 535 code for a protein of 136 amino acids. NCBI's taxonomy places the organism in Eukaryota, Viridiplantae, Streptophyta, Magnoliopsida, Brassicales, Cleomaceae. The record is from RefSeq and is a predicted model, not a curated record.